Molecule: messenger RNA, 1325 nt
Organism: Artibeus jamaicensis (Jamaican fruit-eating bat)
Lineage: Eukaryota; Metazoa; Chordata; Mammalia; Chiroptera; Phyllostomidae
Gene: PMM1
Product: phosphomannomutase 1
Exons: 8
Coding region: 75-932 (285 amino acids)
Biological process (GO): protein N-linked glycosylation; GDP-mannose biosynthetic process; mannose metabolic process
Cellular component (GO): cytosol
Molecular function (GO): phosphomannomutase activity
Source: RefSeq, a predicted model, not a curated record
CCUAUCUUGCCUCUCUGCCGCGCGGCCUCGGGAGCCACAUCCCACGACUCUGCCGGGCGCGCGGAGCUGCAGCCAUGGCUGUGACCACUGAGGGCGCCCGCAGGAAGGAGCGCGUGCUCUGCCUGUUUGACGUGGACGGAACCCUCACGCCAGCUCGCCAGAAAAUUGACCCCGAGGUGGCUGCCUUCCUGCAGAAGCUGCGAAGCAGGGUGCAGAUCGGUGUGGUGGGCGGCUCCGAUUACUCUAAGAUUGCUGAGCAGCUGGGAGAGGGGGACGAAGUCAUCGAGAAGUUUGACUAUGUGUUUGCUGAGAACGGGACAGUGCAGUAUAAGCAUGGACGACUGCUCUCCAAGCAGACCAUCCAGAACCACCUCGGGGAGGAACUGCUGCAGGACUUGAUCAACUUCUGCCUCCGCUACAUGGCCCUGCUCAGACUGCCCAAGAAGCGUCCAGAUGGGGCUGGAUUGAAUUCAGGGCCUUGUCUCCUUCUCUCUGAUUCCCACCCCAUCACCACCAGUGGAACCUUCAUCGAGUUUCGGAAUGGCAUGCUGAACAUCUCACCCAUCGGCCGGAGCUGCACCCUGGAAGAGCGAAUCGAGUUCUCUGAACUGGACAAGAAGGAGAGGAUCCGGGAGAAGUUUGUGGAAGCUCUGAAAACUGAGUUUGCUGGCAAAGGGCUGAGAUUCUCCCGAGGAGGCAUGAUCAGCUUUGACGUCUUCCCCGAGGGCUGGGACAAACGCUACUGCCUGGACAGCCUGGGCCAGGACAGCUUCGACACCAUCCAUUUCUUCGGGAACGAGACCAGUCCCGGUGGGAACGACUUUGAGAUCUAUGCCGACCCCCGCACUGUGGGCCACAGUGUGGUCUCCCCUCAGGACACAGUGCAGCGAUGUCGUGAGAUCUUCUUCCCAGAGACAGCCCAUGAGGUGUGACCGCGACUCCCAGAGACCUCCGCCCAGGCUGAGAAAACACCCUGGCCCCGGUGCUCAGUGGGCGCCUGGCCCUUCCGUCUCCAGCCCAGGACGCCUGCCUCACUGCCUGCUGCAAGGCCCACUGUGACGGGGCCAGGGUCUGUGCAGACCGUCCCUGGCGGCCAGCUCCUGGUGGGACUGGCUCCACCCUCCACCCCAGUGGCCCGGGCUCCAGCUGCUGCUUGUAUUUCUGAACAGGACAGGUUUCCGUCUGCACUGGGUGGAGGUGUGCGUGAGUGUCCGUGUGAGACAGAGCCCACCCUGCCUGCCUGUCCCAAACUGGGGUGCAGGGUGGUGGGGAGGGUGUGUAUUUACUAGAACUUUAUCACAAAUAUUAAAGCUCCCAGGACAAGG